ACCCAGCCGGGCGGGCAGCCUGCCCUUAGGCCUGCCUGCCGCCGCAGCUGCUUUUCGUUGCCCCUCGAGGACAACGCCUCUCUUGGCACGCGCUGCCAGUAGAGCCCAGCCGCAAAGCCACUCGAGUCUCUAUUGGCUUGAUUGAUUGAUUCCUUGUCGCAUUUUAUCUGAACUCUUGUUUCGACUCUUGCAUACGUUUAUGUGUUUUACGCCGACGGGCGUGUAUCUUUGUGCCGCCGCCCAUGCUUGCUGCAUGUGCUGCUGCAUCGUUUUAACCUCAGCCGCAAACCCCAAUUCUUUCGCACCACCACAACCACCACACCACCUAUCGGAGCCACCUAAUAGACAGACAAGACAGUUGGUUACCAUUUCUGGCAAUGGGCUGAACCAGUCAGAUGACAUGCUAAGACAUUCAUCACCCCCUCCUCGCUGCCCGCCGGCCCGCCCAGAAAACCCAAACCAACUUCAAAGCGUGAUAUGCAGCGUAUUUUGACACAACCUAGAAACCGCGCCGCCUUCACUUUCCGCCCGCCAAGCCAUAUUUACUCGCUGGAAAACUACGAGACGGACCAUUCAGAC
This is a messenger RNA of Lasiosphaeria miniovina, 579 nucleotides long. RefSeq lists its product as uncharacterized. The record is from RefSeq and is a predicted model, not a curated record. Bases 200 to 493 code for a protein of 97 amino acids. The transcript has a single exon. NCBI's taxonomy places the organism in Eukaryota, Fungi, Ascomycota, Sordariomycetes, Sordariales, Lasiosphaeriaceae.